Staurois parvus is the source of this 271-nucleotide messenger RNA. NCBI's taxonomy places the organism in Eukaryota, Metazoa, Chordata, Amphibia, Anura, Ranidae. The record is from the annotation of a GenBank genome assembly.
CAUGCUGAUGCUUUCCAUUGUUACUGUAAAUCAUUGGAUCAGGAAGGAGUUUUCCCCUGCAGGAGCAGAUUGGAUCAUCCUUUGCUGGGUUUUUGCCUUCCUCUGGAUCAUCUGGGCGGACUGACCAUUUGGAAACUUGGGCACUGCCCGAGGGCCCGGGGGUCAGUAGGGGGCCCCAUGAGAUGCCCCUGGUACCUUUUUCAUAGGCUCUUUUGAGUGUGGGCAAGGACACAGGGGCCCCAUGAUCCCCUUUUGCCCGGGGGCCCCAUAA